Molecule: messenger RNA, 8791 nt
Organism: Mobula hypostoma (lesser devil ray)
Lineage: Eukaryota; Metazoa; Chordata; Chondrichthyes; Myliobatiformes; Myliobatidae
Gene: ralgapa2
Product: Ral GTPase activating protein catalytic subunit alpha 2
Exons: 41
Coding region: 235-6441 (2068 amino acids)
Biological process (GO): regulation of small GTPase mediated signal transduction; positive regulation of GTPase activity
Cellular component (GO): nucleus; cytoplasm
Molecular function (GO): GTPase activator activity
Source: RefSeq, a predicted model, not a curated record
UGGCGGCGAGUUCCGUGUUUACACCCAAGAGGACAGAGAGCAGAGCGCGGUGUCACUGAGUAAGCAGCGGUCGAGAGGGUAACGUCAGUAAGAGAGAAGAGGGGGGAAGAAAGAGAUGCAUCUGCUUGCUUGAGGACGCUUUCCUGCCUCCAAUAAUAACAAUUAAAAUCAAAGGUGCAAGGGGGCAGCGGAUUACAAACAUAAGGGGACGUUUCCAACUGCUUGUAGAACGGAAUGUUUUCCAGAAAGCCUCAUGGAGACGUCAAGAAAUCUACACAGAAAGUUCUGGACCCAAAGAAGGAUGUGAUAACCCGCCUUAAGCACCUGAGGGCUCUACUAGAUACUUUGGAAAGAAGUGAACUGAAGCAAUUCUUUGAAACCAACUACUCUCAGAUUUAUUUUAUAUUCUUCGAAAACCUGUUCACACUGGAAAGUAGCUUAAAACAAAAAGGGAAUAAGUCACAGAGGGAGGAGCUGGACUCCAUCCUCUUUGUAUUUGAGAAAAUACUUCAACUUCUUCCAGAGAAGAUUAAUAGUAGAUGGCAGUUCCACAGUAUAGGCUCAAUUUUGAAGAAACUUCUGCACACUGGAAAUUCUAUUAAGAUAAGAUGUGAAGGAAUCCGUCUCUACCUACUUUGGCUUCAAGCACUGCAAGAAAAUUCUUCUGAUGAGCAGCUGACUUUAUUUGCUUGUCUAGUUCCUGGUUUUCCUGCUGUUUCAUCACGAAUUGGACCAUGUACUUUAGAUACGCUCAUAAAUCCUUCUUACAAUAUAUCUGAUGUAAAAAUUGCUGCAGAAGAUAUUACUCCGCUGUUACCUUCAGUUUUGGGAGAAAAGAUAUCAGAGGAUCAGACUUCAUAUAUGCUUCAAAUCCUUUUGAAGUACAUGGUAACUCAGGCUGCAAGCUUGGAAUGGAAGAAUAAAGAAAAACAAGAAAGUGGUUUCAAAUUCCUUUUUGCCUUAUUUAAGAAGUUCUACCUUUCCCACUUGUUCCCAUCCUUCACAAAAUUUACCAAUCUUUACAAUCCUGUACUUGAAAUUCCUCAAAUGAGGCCAAAGCCACUGUACAUUAAUGUAACACGAAACAAUGAAAGCAUUUACAGCACACAGGACCAAUACUUAGCAGCUCGAGUGGCAUUUAUUAAGUGGCUUGUGACCUUUUUCCUGGAAAAGAAAUACACAGCUACCAGUCAGAACACUAAGAAUGGUGGAGAAAUGCUACCUAAAAUUAUCCAGCAGUCAGUGACUGCCAAUCCAUCAGGUCAGGAGAAAGCCUCUGAAAUGGAAACAAAUGGGUCUUCCGAACAAGACCGAUCUCACUCCAACAGCAGUACACUAUCUGAAAGAAGACUCAGUUGUUCCAGUACCUGUAGCAUAGAAGAGGAACACCGGUCAGUUUACGAAAUGGUUCAGAGAGUACUACUUUCAUCUCAAGCUAAUGUGAAUUUUAUCAAUGAAGUUUUUCAUCAGGGGUUUCUGCUACCUUCUUGUGAAGCAUCAGCAAUAAAAAAAGUUGUCAGAGUUUAUCGGAAAUGGAUCUUGCAAGAGAAUAAACCUUCAUUUAUGGCAGAGCCAGAUGUAAUUGACACUGAUGAAGAUACAGUUGAUCACUCAGAGCAGCUCUCUCUAACGCUGUCAAAUAACAAAGAGUCCAUUCAACAGGCAAGGCACAAGCGAUCAUCUAGCUGGGGAAGAACAUAUUCAUUUACAAAUGCUAUCAACCGGGGCUGUAUUUUUGAAGAAGAAAACAGAAAUGUUCAGGCUGGUAUUCAGUCAACAUUGCAAGUCUUUUUGACGAAUUCUGCAAAUGUGUUCCUGUUGGAACCCUGCAAUGAUGUCUUAAAGAUCCUCGAUGAACAGAUUGAUGUGUGCAAGGCUGUCCUGAGUAUCUAUAGGCACAUGAUCAUGGAGUUAACCAUGAACAGAAAGACAUGGGAGCAACUUCUGCGAGUAUUGCUGAAGAUCACUGAAACAAUUAUGCAAAAGCAACAGGAUUUGCAUAGUCAAGAUAUUUUUGCGCAACAUAUGGCUGAACUACUUUUUCGGACCCUUAUUGUCGCUUGGAUACGAGCUAAUUUGAGUGUCCAUAUUUCAAGAGACCUAUGGGAUGAACUACUGUCUGUGCUAUCAUCUCUCACCAUGUGGAGUGAGCUGAUCGCUGAGUGGGCAAAGAUCAUGGAUUCUCUUACUGUUGUGUUAGCAAGAUGUGUAUACAGUCUCGAUAUGAACAACUUACCACUGGACAAGCUGAGUGAACAAAAGGAAAAGAAACAAAGAGGGAAAGGAGUAUAUCAAGAUCUUAGUAAAGGAACUGGAGUAGGUAGGUCCUUUUCUCUGAGCUGGAGAAAUCAAGCUGAUGGCACACAAGAGCAUAUGCGAUUUCGAAGUGCAACUACCUCUGGAGCCCCAGGUGUUGAAAAAGCCAGAAAUAUUGUCCGCCAGAAAGCAACAGCUAAACGAAGUCAAUCUAUCAGCAACUGUGUCCAUCUUUAUGAGGCCUUGCCAAGUACUAAAAGUGUGCCUCUGCUGCUUCAUACUGUGAGCUCUCUCUUACCUGGCAUCACUCAUGCCCCUUCCUCUCAGAAACUGUCAGAAGAUGAAGAGCCCCAACAACCAGACAGUAUACUAGAUAAUGAAGAACUCAUUGCUGAUACAUCAGAGCACGAACAAAAGCUGACCCAUAGCAGCAGCACUUCUGACAUUGCUGAACAGCUAUGUACUGAUCGAUUGCAAGGAAAAAGAAGAGAACACUCAUCUAGUUUCAGUAACUCUGAAUCAAAGAUUACUGUUGCUGAAAACAGACAGUCUGGAGGGAAAGAGAACAAGGCUCCAAUUAUCACGAUACAGAGAAGCAGUAGCACUGGUGACCCAGAAAGUAAUUCAGAUGAACUUCAGCCACCUCGAGAAGGAUACAAUUUGAGAGCUAAAAGUGGGAGUAUUAGCAGUGAAACUUCAAAUGGUGUGAAUAAUUUCAGUGAAACGAAGAUUUCCUUAACUCAGUGGAAGAGAUUUGAUGAAGGAUCAGAUAUCAGUGCAGUGGAUGGUGCUGUUGAUGCAGAUACUACUUGCAGCUGGCAGAAGGUGAAUUCUUCCAACCCUACUGUCCUUGCAGGAUCAAGCACUGCAUUUUCAACUUGUGCAGAGCCACAACUUCCCAGCAUUUCUUCAGUUUACUCUAUACAACCUGAACCUAAGGAUUCACCCACACUCUUGGAUGAGAAGCUGCAAAUUCCCGAUGAUUUAGAGAGUGGUGAAUACCUUGCAGAUGAAUGCAGUAUCAUCGCUGGAGGAAACCUCGCUGGUUGGCAUGCUGAUGCAGCUGCUGUGCUGUGGAGAAGAAUCCUGGGCAUUUUGGGGGAUGUCAAUUGCAUAAGCAACCCUAAAAUUCAUGCCAUGGUUUUUGAAUACUUAAAUGAACUCUGGCAUAAACUAGCUAAGAUUAGAGACAACCUUGGUAUCAGUUUGGAUAAUCAGGCUUCACCACAAUCUCCAGUUCUAAUUCCACCUCUUCGCAUGUUUAUGUCAUGGUUGUUUAAGGCAACAACCUUGCCCAAUGAAUAUAAGGAAGGAAAACUACAUGCAUACAAGCUAAUCUGUGACAUUAUGACUAAACGCCAAGACGUCUUGCCAAACUCUGAUUUCCUAGUGCACUUUUAUCAUGUGAUACACAGAGGUGUUGUGUGUGAGGAUCAGGAUGUGCUGAACAUACUUACUAAGCAUUGUUCCCCUCGCUUCUUCUUACUUGGAUUACCUGGUUUCACCAUGAUGAUAGGAGAUUUCAUCACUGUUGCCACCCGAGUCCUCAACUCAGAUAUGCCAGAUGCACCACGUUGUGAAGCACAAAUUCUUCUUGGAUCCCUGGUUUGUUUUCCUAAUCUGUACCAACAGAUGUCGCUACUACAGCCUGUUAGUGGUGCUACAGAUAUUAUCACAGGAAAUGAAGAUAUCAAGGAUUACUUGGUAAAUAUUCUGAUGAAAAAUGCAAGGAAUGAAACCUGUGAGACUGCACGCUGCAUUGCAAUGUGUAGUCUUGGAAUCUGGAUUAGUGAAGAACUGGUGCAGUGCACAAACCACGCUCAGGUCCAAGAUGCACUCAAUGUAUUAGGUGUGACACUUAAGUUUUCCAACAAAGUAGUUGCUGAAGUGGCUUGUGACAUGCUGCAACUGUUGGUUACUCAUAUGGAAAAGCUUAAGAAAUAUGAAUCACAGCUCCCCAAGAAAAUUGCUGAGAUCCUUGUUGCCACUAUUGCAUUUCUCUUGCCCAGUGCAGAACAUUCAUCUGUUGAUGCAGAUAAAAGGUUAAUAGUAUCCCUGCUACUCUGUCUCUUGGAUUGGUGUAUGGCAAUGUCUGUGGAAGCUUUAUUGGAGCCUAUUAGUGCAGCUUUGAUGGAAGACCAAAUGGCACGCCAGGCACCUUUAUUAGAUUAUAUAUACAGGGUAUUACACUCGUGUGUUUAUGGCUCUAACCUCUUUACUCAACAAAGUCAAUACCUGCUGACUCUUGCAGAUGUCUCCUCUACAGAAUAUGAUCCAUUUUUGACAUUGGGAAAUGUCAAAAAUUCUGAACCAACACAUUCAUAUGUCUCAAAAGAUUUAGGCAGCCUUCUUACUAUCACUGAAAGUAAGAAGAGGAGAAGUUUGGAGCUGGUCCCUCUUACAGCCCGUAUGGUAAUGACACACCUGAUUAAUCAUUUGGGCCACUAUCCACUCAGAGGAGGUCCUGCCAUACUUCAUAGCCUCGUCAGUGAGAACCAUGACAACCCUUAUGUAGAAUCAUCAGACCUAUCUGCUGAGGUUUUCAAAAGCCCAAAUUUGCAACUUUUUGUGCUUAAUGAUAGCACUCUUAUUUCCUAUCUUCAAAUUCCUGCUGAAACCAUGAUGUUAGAAAGGACGUCUAGUAGUGAUCCAAGCCUUCCUGCGUCAGAUGUGAGGGUGAUUGUGCGUGAUAUCUCUGGAAAGUAUUCAUGGGAUGGUCAGAUUCUGUAUUGCCCGUUUAGCAAUCCAGUGAACUGUUCUAAAGACAGUAGGGCGUCCCCCUCUACAAAUGUUACUUUUAUGGGUGAUGGUCAGUGUGACGUGCAGAAGCCUGACUACAGUGCACGUCAACCAGAGCAAGAUAAUCUUGAUCAGCUGCUUGAAGACUUGGUUAACUCCAGUCCAGAAUGUUUGCCACAUCCAAAACUGGGACUCAGUGAGCCAGCGCCACCACCAGUUGGAAUGAACAGUGAUCAGGAAAAGAACAUCAUGGAUGCUAUAAUGAGACAAAGCAAUCAGGAGGAGGAAUACAUGAGAAGGUGGAGCAAGGAUUAUUGUAUGAGUGUGGCCAGUCAAAAAGAAUCUACUCAUCAAGAACCUCAGGCACCUUUUUACUACUGUAGACUGUUUCUUAAUGACAUGGGAAUGAAUUCUUGGGACCGAAGGAACAGUUUCCACCUUCUAAAGAAAAACUCAAAACUGCUAAGGGAACUAAAAAAUUUGGAUUCAAGGCAAUGUCGGGAAACUCAUAAGAUUGCAGUGUUUUAUAUCAUGGAAGGACAGGAAGACAAGUGCUCAAUUCUCUCAAACACUGGAGGAAGUCAAGCCUAUGAAAAUUUUGUCUCUGGACUAGGCUGGGAGAUUGACCUGUCUACACAUUGUGGUUUCAUGGGCGGCCUGCAACGUAAUGGAAGUACUGGCCAAACUGCACCUUACUAUGCUACCUCUACAGUGGAAGUCAUUUUUCAUGUUUCAACAAGAAUGCCAUCGGAUUCCGAUGAUUCAAUAACAAAAAAACUUCGUCACUUGGGAAAUGAUGAAGUUCACAUCAUCUGGUCAGAGCACACAAGGGAUUAUCGCAGGGGAAUCAUUCCUACAGAUUUUGGUGAUGUCUUAAUCAUCAUUUAUCCGAUGAAAAAUUGCAUGUUCUACAUUCAAAUCCUCAAGAAACCAGAAGUCCCAUUUUUUGGUCCCCUCUUUGAUGGAGCCAUUAUAAAUGAAAAACUUCUGCCAAGUCUCGUUCGUGCCACAGGCAUCAAUGCUAGUCGAGCUGUGAAGUGUCUCAUACCCCUGUACCAGAGCUUUUAUGAAGAAAGAGCUCAGUACGUUGAAGCAAUAGUCCAGCAACACAAAGAGGUCAUGCCAUUUGAAGAUUUUGCAGCCCAAGUCUUCGCACCCUCCCCAAGCUACUCCCUCAGUAACAUGGGUUCUCCAGAUGGAAGUCAAAGCACUGAAAUGCCUAUAGAUGUGGGAACUAAUCCAACAGAUCAGCACUACCCAAUAUGCCUGAUGCCCCAAAAAUCAGUGUCUCUGGGAAAUCUUGCCGAACUGCCAAUUCAUUUAAUCUAUGUUCAAGCUAAAGAAUUUUACAGUGACGAGUUGCAAGCUGAGGCUUGCUUUUCAACCUCUUCAUUUUUAUACUCCUUUACGGUGUUUAGAAUGACAUUUAUUUUAGAUAUGAUUUGAACCUGCUUUCUUUCUUUGAUAAGAAAUUGAGUUUCAGUAAAACAGAUAUAGAUAAAGGAUCGUACAAGCUGUUGUGUCUCAAGGGUACAUGUCAAUCUUUCCUCCUGUCUAGGGAUGAAUGUAUUGUGUCAUCUGCAUACCAUAACACUAUAUGGUAUAUAAUAUCACUUGCCUUAUUGAUGGCUAUGUUAGGAAACAAUAUGAUGGCAACUAUAUGUGGAGCCCACCACACUCUAGCAUUAUAAUCAGAACAAGUCUUAGAGCCUGAAAUUAGACUCAGUGCACCUGCAUGAUUGUGGUAUUCAGUUAGUGCAAUACUAAGCACUCCAAAACAUAUUGAAAUCACUGCCCUUCAGUGUUUCCAACUGAUAUUAUGUCACUUAUGGGAAAGGACAUCAUUUCUCAUUGACAGAAUUAUAUGUGAGUGCUACCAGGAAAUUAAUAGGAUUUUAAAACACAGAUGUAAUGUCCCAAUAUGACAUUUUGUGCUGUGCAAAAUGUGCAAUACAGAUGUUUACCACAGAUCUUCUUUUUGGCUAAUUUUAUACCGCUGUCCUCCAGCCUUUACUUGCCUUCUUUCUUACGUUCCCCCCCCCCCCAUAAAUUCCAGAAAAUGUGACUUUUGUAACACACAAGCAUAGGAAUGUGAAUUACUAGUUAGUAGAAACUCUGCUGCUAAGAUCUUUAAGAUUAGGUGAAGCACCAGAGGCAGUGGACUAGUCACUUUCAAGCACAUGGUCUCUAUCUUUUAACUAUUUGCAUUACAUUUGAGUGACCACAUACAUGGGAAGCAAAGAGAAAAGACUUUAUUAAUUCUUUUUAUUCCUUGUAAUAACAUCAAAGAAAGAAUGAAGUUCGGAUAUAUACCUGUUUAUAUGUUGACCUUAAACUAUUAGUUCUUUACAGAUUAAAAGCACAAGUAUAUCAGGAGGAUGAUACAAAACAAGAACCUGAGCUAAUUUGGGAAUAGAAUUGUACCAUCUAUAAUUCAUUUAGUGUACAGUGUACAAGUGGACAAAGACUUAUUUGCAAUUCUGGCAAAUGUUUAAUCUGAAGCUCUUAAUUUAGUGCCUCCUGCAAGUCAUAUCCAAGCAAAAACCAUAUAUAUAUAUAUAAUAUUUUUAAAAGUGCAACAUAAGAGUUAAAAUUCUAUUUGUUCCUAUCUUUCUGUGCAGUAAUUGCCUUGCUUGUUUGUGAUGUAAGCAUCCCCUGGAUAUGUAAUUAACAUUUCAGAAAGGAAUAUGGCCACAGAUAAUGAAAUACUUAUAAAAGGUGCUGCAUUUGUGGAAAUCAUUGUCCAGUCUUGGCCCAGUUCUGAAAAUUUUGAAUAAAUAUCCAUCAUGGGUCUUUAUCACCCAAUAUUCUUUACCUCACAGCUCUGAAGCACUGAAUUGUAGGACCAAAUACCUAAUGUUUUUUUCUCAUUUAGAUAAAUUAAGCUGCAAGAGAACACAGGCAAAUCACUGCAUAUUUAUAUACUUAAUUUGUGAGUUUUUUUGACUAAGGAUUCCUUAUCACUUAUUGCAUCUUAAAAUUGUGACAGAUAGAACAAUAACUCUGUUAACAUUUUGUAUAUAUGUGCACUUGUAACUCAUUUUGUUUUAUAUCAUACUCCUGAAAAUCUUUGUCUUCCUGUAUGUUUCAAUCAGCAGUUGACAUAUGGGUUACCUGGACUAUUUAUUUACUCAGAUUAUGCUUUGUUUGAAUACAUUAAACAGAUGAAAUGUAAGAUUUCAAUUUCUGUCAAUGUCUACUAAUAUUUUGUUUUGCAAUGACAACUUUAAUAUUCUAAAGUAAUGCUUUUUUGGUGUUCAUCCUUCUAUUGCACUUAUACUUUGUGUAUCAGUCAAGUGAAUGUGCUCUUUGGUUGUCAGAUGCUUUGUACAAUGCUUUAUUUUUAUUAUAAAUGUAAAUACAAAGUAAUAUUUGAUAAGCAGAAUAUAAAAAAGCAGCCUUUGUAAGUUAUAAUUCAAAUGUAACAUCUUGCUGUUGAUUUCUGUCAAUUAUUGAGCUCAUAUUAAAGAAAACAGACAGAGCCUCCAGUCAUCUGUACUUGGCAUUUGGUGCAGGAAUGUGAGAUGCAGUCUUACAGUGUUAUGGUAAUUCAUGUGGCAUCCCUACUUAUCAGGCUAUAGCUAAGAUUGUGUCUUCUACAGCAUAUCAUUUGUAAAUAAUUAGUCAUAAAUUCAGCCUGUUUUAUCCAUUUGUUUGAUCUACAAAUUCUUUUUAAGAAUAUUUCUCAACAGGAACCUACUUUGCAGCUUUUUUAAAUGUUUCUUUAAAAAUCUGUAACUUUAUAAUGUAAAGCAAAAUUAAAGAAGUGUGUCCAGUUUUCAGACAGUUCCUAAUU